GGGCGCCUGACCAGGUGAGGAAGCAUACGGGCGGGCGGUGAAGGCAGCCAAGUGCGUGGGACCCAUGCAUAGGAGGACUCCUCUAUCGUUCUUCAUACUUUUGGAGAGAGAUAAAUAACCAUACAGAGGACUGAGCUCUAGAUACUAUGAUAAUUUUCUCCAGUAGUAAACCUUGCUGGGAUAAUGGAAUAUGACUUCAGUCCACUGACCACAAUUCCUGAGAGUCACAUUAAGAAUUCAGUGACCUUUGAAGAUGUGGCUGUGUAUUUCACAGAGGACCAGGGGGCUCUGCUGGAUCAAAAACAGAGAACCUUGUAUGAAGAUGUCAUGGUGGAAAAUUAUGUGAUUGUGGCCUCACUGGGUUUUCUAACCCUCAAGCCUGCCCUUAUCUCUCAGAUAGAACGUGGAGAAGAGCCGUGGCUGCCAGAAACCGCCAAAGUGGAUGAUACAGAGAUAUCUAACACCAAUGCAGAUGAUUCUGUGGAGAACAGUUUGUGCUCUUCGCUGCACGACAAAUACUACAAUGAGGCACACCAGAAAAACCUUAUGGGAAAGGAGUCCUUCCUGUGUGAGACCUGUGGGAACUCUUUCACUAGCUGGCCAGGCCCUGCAACCCCACAGGGAAUGCCCACAACAGAGAGACCUUAUGAAUGCAUGGAAUGCGGGGGACAGGCUCAACAAUCUUCUACUUUCAUGGACCACUGGAGGAUUCACCCAGGAGAAGAGGCCUAUGAGUGCCUAGACUGCAGGGAGCAUUUCCCAUGGUCCUCUGCUCUUGUUAAGCACCAUCAGGACCAGGUUGCCAAUGGGCAUCACCACCAUGUGUGUCUGGAAUGCCAGAAGUGUUUUGCUCAUGAGUUGGGCCUUUUGAGCCACCAGAAGGUCCACCUCCAAGAAAAACAACACAAAUGUUUGCAGUGUGGGGAACAUUUUGCCGACCACCCGGCCUUUGUGAGGCACCAGAGAGCUCACACUGGCAAGAAACCCUACAAGUGCCUCCAGUGUGGGAAGUGUUUUGCGGACAGGUCCCACGUGGUGGCUCACCAGAGGAUUCACAGAGGGAUGAACCCAUUCAAAUGCUCCGAGUGUGGGGAAUGUUUUGACCAGCACUCGACCCUCGUGAGUCACUGGAUGGUCCACACGGGAGAACAACCCUACGAGUGCCUGGAGUGCGGCAAAUGCUUUCCUCGACCCUCGUCUCUCGUGAAGCAUUGCCGCAUCCACACAGCCGAGAAACCGUACACCUGCUUGGACUGUGGGAAGUUCUUUGCCCAGCGCUCAGGCCUGGUUAAACAUCAGCGCAUCCACACGGGAGAGAAGCCUUACGUGUGCUCGGAGUGUGGAAAAUGUUUUGCGGACAGCUCCUCCCUCGCCAGACACAAAAGGGUUCACACGGGAGAGAAGCCCUACAUGUGUUCCGAAUGUGGGAAACGCUUUUCAGACCGAUCCAAUGUCUUGGCUCAUAAGAGAGUCCACACGGGAGAGAAGCCUUACAAAUGCCUGGAGUGCGGAAAGUGCUUCACUCACCGGUCACACAUAGUGAAACACCAGAAAUUUCACCUGAAAGAGAAGGCCUCAAAAUACCAGCCGCCCCUGGAAAAAACCACGCAAAUGUCACCAUUUUCUAAAAUGGUUAAACGUGAACUACUCUGAGCCUUCUGAAGGAUCUUUAUGUUUCAUCCACAUGGGCUUGAUAUCGAUUACUCGUAACCAGGAAUACACAGUUGUAGUUCUGUAAUACCUCUGUUGUUUAACACAUAUGACCCGCCCAUUGGGGAUAGUUUUUAAGGGACAAAAUGGAUGCCUUAAUCUUUGCAGAGGCUAAGACCUUUGCUAUAAUGCCAGGCAUGGUAAUAAAAUCAGUGCUGGCUUUUCUGCAUCAUAUUUAAUUUCCAUUGAAAAGCCCUUGGGUUAGACAAAAUACUGCAGUCACUCAGUGGCAAACUGGUUGACUGAAUUCAUGGCUCCCAGAUCUCAAAUUACAGGUAGUCCUUGCUUAGUGACUGUCUCUAGCAACUAUACAAAGCUAAAAGACAUAAAUAAAAUACCAUGAAGAACCUAUUUAUUUAAAUAAAUUUAAUUUGUUUGCUGCCUAUCUUGCUGUGAAGUGACACUGGGUAGCUUACAACAUUAAAAUAUAUGUGUAUGUGUGUACACAGAGAGAGAGAGAAAGAGAGAGAGAGAGAAAGAUUUCUGUUCACAUUCUUGGAUCUCUUAAUGCUAGAUGUUGUCAUUAAAUAAGUGGUAUUUAUUAGGGUUGUUGUUGUACAACUGCCUUGUCUAUUUCACAGAUUGUUACCCAGGAUGUAGAUGGCGUUGAUCUAUAUUAACAAACCAUUCUAACUAAGCCUGUCAGCUGCCAUAAGAUUUUAUGUUUGCUUGUGCUUCGCUGCUAUGUAGUGACAGACUGCCAUGAACUGUGGGGAGGGGGAAUGAAGGGAGAAUGCUUGGAGAGAUGAAAGUAAGGGCUGUAUCUCCUUGAGAUCACCUGGCUAGAAGAAGGAGGGGGCUGCAUACCAAACUACACUCGGACUGACCAUUAUGAAAACAUCUUGCCUGAACUACGGGACUAGGCAAUAAGAGACUGUUAAGGGAAGGAAAAUUGAACUUAAGGGAUUUUGAUGCACAAUUCUCAGUUCUGGCUUUGCAGUACUGCUAUACACUUGAUCUCUAAUAAAACUAUACCUUUCUCAACAAAUGGAACCAAGGAUUGUUUCUAUUUAGAGGUGUAAGUUGUGGCAGGUCUGACAAAGCCUUUUUAAAGCCAGCAAAACCCUGACUGGAUAUGUUUGGCCAUGAUUGUUCUAAUACUGGAGGUUUUUAAGAAGAGAUUGGACAACCAUUUGUCUGAAAUGGUGCAGGGUUUCCUACUUGAGCAGUGGAGUUGGACCAGAAGACCUCCAAGAUCCCUUCAAACUCUAUAUUCUUUCCUGACAUGAUAGCAUCCAGACUUAUUUAAACUACAACUCUCAGAACUGGCCAUGCUUGCUUGAAGUUCUGGUAGUUGUAGUCCCAAAACACCAAAAGAGAUGCCAGGCUGGGUUAUAUUGCCCUAUGUCAUUAUGGCUUGUGGCAUUCCUUAUUCCUUAUUUCCUCAAAUGAGUCUGAGGAAAGCAAACCAGGGUGUCUGUAGGGAGGCCCUUCUGUUGCUCCAGUUCCAGUGCUGAGAUGCUGAAUCCCUCCCUUUUCUUCCCCAGAUAUUCUGGAAACUGGACUGCAAAUAGAGGAAGGUAAAUGUAAGAAUCACAAUUGCUUGCUAUUUUAAGCUCUGAUGCCACUAACUUUAGAAGAAAUAGAAUACAGCAGGGGUGUCAAACUCAAUUUCAUUGAGGGCCACAUCAGCACUGCGGUUGCCCUCAGGGGGCCGGGUGGGUGCGGCCGACUGGGUGAGCAUGGAUGGAGUGGGUGUGGCUAGCUCUACA
This is a messenger RNA of Crotalus tigris (Tiger rattlesnake), 3422 nucleotides long. RefSeq names its product zinc finger protein OZF-like. Gene Ontology annotation, biological process: regulation of DNA-templated transcription. The coding region runs from base 184 to 1653 and encodes 489 amino acids. The record is from RefSeq and is a predicted model, not a curated record. NCBI's taxonomy places the organism in Eukaryota, Metazoa, Chordata, Lepidosauria, Squamata, Viperidae. The transcript is spliced from 5 exons.